AUGGGGUUUGUGUUUCCCGGAUGGCCUCAUUCUUACUGUUAUUAUCACCUCAAACAGAAUUUGAUAUCAAAGUACCCGAAUUCAGGUUAUGGGAAACUGCUCCAAGACCGUGUUAUCAAUUUAUUUAGUAGAUGCGCAUAUGCUGUUACGGAGGAAGAGUUUAAGGUAGCAAUGGAGGAGUUGGUGAUUGUUGGGAGUUUGAAAGUGAAGGCAUUUAUAUCUGAUUUGUCUAGAGAUCACUAUGCCAACGCAUUUUUCAAAGGAAUGCGUUAUGGGGAGAUGGCAAACAGUUUAGCGGAGUCCUUUAAUAAUUGGGUUGUUGUGUUUCGAGAUUUGCCGGUGCUACCUUUGAUAGAAGGGAUUCGACAGAAAUUGAUGGUAUUGAAUUCUCAACGACGAUUUGAAGCGGAGAAGUGGACAACAGUUUUGUGUCCGGAGAUGGAAACUAGACUCUGUGAAAAUGCGGAGGCCGGUAGGACUUGGGCAGUUCGUCGUUCUAAUUGCACUGUUUUUGAAGUAUUUGCUGAUUAUUCUGUGAUGGUUGAUCUCGAGCAAAGGACUUGUUCUUGCCGUCUUUGGCAAAUUGACGGUUUUCCUUGCACACAUGCGGUGGCUGCAAUCCUAGCAAAGAGAUAUUCAGUUUAUGAUUACGUGGAGUGUUACUACAAAACCGACUUCUUUCGAAAAGCCUAUGAGAGUCCUAUUUUUCCUAUUCCAGAUAUUGGGAAAGGAUUGGGCAGCAAUGGUUCUGCAGCUGGAGUUGUGCUUCCGCCAAUUACAAAGAGGCCAGCUGGAAGACCACCAACAAAGAGGAUCAAAGUUUUUGGUGAAUUUAAAAGGCCAUUGAAAUGCAGUCGGUGCAGGGUUGCUGGGCACAAUAGGAAGACUUGCAAGGCUAUUAUAUGA
This is a messenger RNA of Prunus dulcis (almond), 906 nucleotides long. RefSeq lists its product as uncharacterized. Gene Ontology annotation, molecular function: zinc ion binding. The record is from RefSeq and is a predicted model, not a curated record. Bases 1 to 906 code for a protein of 301 amino acids. NCBI's taxonomy places the organism in Eukaryota, Viridiplantae, Streptophyta, Magnoliopsida, Rosales, Rosaceae. The transcript has a single exon.